CCUUGAGCCAUGACAUCAUUAGCGGAAAUCAUUUUCACUGAACCAUUCUGCCGUCUGAGCAGUUUCACGUGCUGAAUGGAUUCCUAUACGCCGACAGACUCCACACGGAUCCACACCCUCAGAAACGCAAUGCAAAAAUCAUUCUGUGAAAAAAGGCUGGACCCGAUAACUUGAACGGGAGGGCAGAAAAAAAAAUUGUGUAGCGACAGUCGAUAUUAAAACAUGCAGAGGGAGAGCUUGGGGCCUUCCUCUGGUGGAAAAGAUACUGCAGAGAGCUGCAGUCGGAGAUGACUAUUACAUUAGUAUUUUCCCCCAGCCCAUUGAUUUGUGUAUGAAAACAUAGCGCUUUUAUUCUCCCCCUUCUGGGCUCUGCUUUUGAGUGAUCAGCUGAUGAAGAGACUUGCAGCCCGCCGCUAUGCUGGCUUGCUAAUUCUCUCCCCUCCAGCUGCAGCCGAUCCUGACAUCCAGCCUGCAGAUUGCAGUCAGGCUGAGCGGAACGGGGCCUUGAAUGACAUGGAGGAGGACAUCAGUGCAAAGAAACGGAAAAGCCAUCACCACGGAAACAAGACGGCGGAGAUUGGCCACGAGGCGGGUGAGAAGGUCAAAAGGAAGCGUGGGCGCCCCCCGGCAGAGAAGCUUCCCCCCAACCCCCCCGAACUGACGAGACAACUCCACACACUGGUCGACAUGGUCAUCAACUACAAGGACGGGUUGGGACGUCAGAUCAGUAAAGGCUUCGUUCAGCUGCCGUCUAAGAAAGAGGUCCCCGAGUACUACGAGCUCAUCCGCAAGCCUGUGGACUUUAGAAGGAUCAGGGAACGAGUGCGUAACCACAAGUACAGGAGUGUGGGUGACCUGGAGAGAGACAUUGUCCUGCUGUGUUUGAACGCCCAGACCUUCAACCUUGAGGGUUCUCAGAUAUUUGAGGAUUCCAUUGUUCUCAAGUCCGUUUUCGAAAGCGCAAGACAAAGAAUAGUCACUAACGAGGAAGGGGCGGUUGAAGGCACAGCCGUCCGUGAGGAUAAUGGCGGCGGAGAUGCAGAUCAAUUUGUUUCAUCAGCAGUACUCCAUUUUGUAGGGAGAAAGACACCAAUGCACAAGAAGGGGGGGCUGAAAAUGGAGAAGAGUAAAAAUGCCACAGCCAAGAGGCUCCACAGUGACGAGGACAGCGAGGAAAACCUUGAGGACAAUACCACUAAAGACCAAGGUGGAGCCUGACUGACCCUUUUUCUACUUUAUGGCCUUUUUUGUUCUCUUUGUUUGUUCAUUGAGGCCUGUUAUUUAGUUCACCAAUUAUGUAUUUACCGCUUUGUAAAAGGUUAAUGAAAUCAACGGAAUGGGUCAGGCUAUGAAGAGGGCUUUACACUGAAGUUACCAUGCUUUUCCUUGAGUUUGUGUAGCCUUAACAAGCAUAUCUUUGUGCAUAAGGCAAGCUAUUUUUACCAGGCCUCUAAUGCAAACACUGCAUAUAUAUUGUAUCUAUUGCUUCACUAGAUCAUAUUAUUCUCUUUAUUAAUCGUUUUUGUAUAAGAAAGUAGACCUGUGUCUGAAUUGCCUUCAUAUGUCUUGGAGCAUGAUGAUGUAUAGCUUCUGAGACGGACUUCGCUCUCAGAGAGUGGCGCUGGUUGACGACAUUGUUCACGUGUUUAUGUGUGAGGAAUGAGUGAGAAUGACUAGGCCUUUGAAAUGACAUGUACAAUGAAUACCGAUGGAUUGUUUUAAAUCUAAAAAAUUGAGAAAAAAAAAAUGAAUAUUGUCAUAAAAGUUCACCUCUUUAUCAGUACUAAUAAUAACCCUUGCGUUAUGCUUUUUGGAUUUGUGUGUGACACUUUAACCAAUUGUAUUUUUGUCUUGGCAAGUCCCUGUUCGUACGCAGGAACUAGAACAAACCACACCAGGGGCCUGCUUUUUGCAAAGUAAAAAGUGAAUUCUUAUGGCUCUGCACCAUCAAAAGAGUCUCGCGAGUGACUUAUAUAAAUGUUGUCAUUUUCUUGUUUAUAUAGUGUCAAGCCAAGACAUGUUUCUUCCCUGUCUACUGUAUCUUUAAAAGGCAUCGGCAGAAUAUUAGCAGAAUAUUUGAGCAAGUUUCUGAAAUACUAAUUCAGUGUCAUGAGAGAGACAGACUGCAGAGUUUCUAGCCAGCGGCAACACAUUCUGUAACCCGGGGGCAGGGAUAUAUUGAUGUUUCAGAGUAAAGUAAACAAUGCAGACACUGUAUGAAAGAUCUGAAUGUUUGUAAAAAAAUGCAUUGUCAAAUAGUUGGGGAUGCAGUCAAACAGCUUCUUGUAUGUACCUGGUGCAGCAUCUUGGCAGGACACUUAACAAUGCAGAAUAGAACAUUGCCUGUGUGGUUAAACAGAGAAUCUUUAAUAUGUAUUUAUCUUGUGAAACGUGAAAUUUGAAUAAAGUACA
Osmerus eperlanus (European smelt) is the source of this 2412-nucleotide messenger RNA. RefSeq names its product probable global transcription activator SNF2L2. Lineage: Eukaryota; Metazoa; Chordata; Actinopteri; Osmeriformes; Osmeridae. Gene Ontology annotation, cellular component: RSC-type complex. Gene Ontology annotation, biological process: chromatin remodeling; transcription elongation by RNA polymerase II. The record is from RefSeq and is a predicted model, not a curated record. Gene Ontology annotation, molecular function: chromatin binding; protein binding. The transcript is spliced from 6 exons. The coding region runs from base 391 to 1218 and encodes 275 amino acids.